CCGAUUAAUCGGCAGCUAGACAUUAGAUAAGUUUCCGAUAAAAAAAUCUAUAUCUUGUCAUACAUAAUAGAUUGUAAAAAUAAAUCAAAGAAUGUACACAAGCUUUAUCAUGCUGUGAUCAUAAUAAUUACGCUCUUAUGACAUCAGUAAAGCCGUAAUUAAGACAAUAAUUAUCAUAAUACGCAGAAUGAAAUCCAUGUGAAUCACUGUCACAAGUGUUUUCCCAAAUAAUAAUUUAAUUUAAAUUGAAAAUUGUGUGAAGUGUUUCGUGAAAAUGAAGAAUAAACUUAAAUUAUUAUGGUCGAAAACAAACCGGUGGCAUCGAGUUAUUUUCAUAUUCCUAUUAUUGGAGUCGAAGCUAUUUCCUGGUGGUAAGGUUGGUUUCCAAUGCAACGAUCCGGCGCUUUCCCAUCCUUACACCGGCGACACUGUUAACUGGAAGUGGUUGAUCGGGAUCACCGUGUUCUUACCCUUAGUUGUGAUGCUUAUAGUAGAGAAACAGAAGGAUAAGACAGAUGCAGCUAAGCAAAAAACGUUGGUAUGGUACAAGGAGUAUUUAUAUGGAUUCCUGAUAAAUUUAACAUUUGUUCAGUGUCUUAAAUUUAUAGUCGGUUCUCCGAGACCGCACUUCUUUGAUACUUGCAGCCCGAAAGAGGAAACCACAUGUGAAGCAUCAGAGUAUGUAUCGAGCUAUACGUGUACAAAAGCGCAUUGGCUAAAUCAGUCGGACAGGAGCUUUCCAUCUGGACACACGUCUCUAGCUUUUCACGCUGGUAUUUUUAUAAUCUAUUAUCUCUAUCGAAGAGCGAGUAAUGUCCGUCCAACGCACGCGGUACAGUUGCUGUGCGCGGCGGCGACGGUGUUCUGCGCCGUGUCGCGCAUGACGGACCACAGGCACCACUGGUGGGACGUGCUCGCCGGUGUCGUUAUAUCUGUACCGAUACUUCUAUACACUAUAUUUCGUCUUUGUAAGAAUUUCGAAUGUUUGAUACCAAAGGAAAACGUUGAAAAUCAAAAUCUACAAGAUUCUGUUGAAAAAAGUGAGAUUAUGGAAAAUGUAUCAUAAAUGUAAAUAAUAUAAGUUUAAGUAUUUAUUUAUUUAUUCUGAUUGUAGAUUCUUAGAUAUAUAAAAAAAAACAUUCCAGUUAAUUUAUUUUUUGAAUAUGGUAAUAAAAUUACAAUGAAAUCUAUUUUUAUAAUCUGUACACGGAGUUAAACUGUAAGAAGCUCUGUUUAAAAAAGUUAAUUUCACGUUAGUUUGAAAGGUUUUUUAAAUUUUUGACAUUACAUCGUAAGACAUUCUUGAAAAACAUGUAUUUAUUUUCAAAGCAUUGUAAAAUUGUGUUAACGUCGUAGGGUUUAAAUGGUGGUAGGGCCUUGUGCAAGCUACUCUUUGUAGGUACCAAUCAUUCAUCCGAUAUUAUACCGCCAAACAGGAAUACUCAGUAUUGUUGUGUAUCGGCUUGAAGCAAGAAUGAGCCAGUCAUCUCGGUUCCCAACAAAAUAUACUUCAUCAAACCGGCCUGACAAGUGUUUUAAAUCAUAAUUUACAAUAUUAUAUUAACUGUGAAGCUACAAUAUUAAAAUGACAUAAUAUAAAUUAAGUCUAUUAAUAUUCUACUAUUGGACUUAAACCUUUUAUGACGUUUAUUGGUCGCACGUAGCUCCAGUGCAGUGCUGUGUUCAGCGUUUUUCAGAAAUUAUAAAGACAAAUUACUGUUUUGAACCGGUAAUUUUCGGUUUAAAUUCACUUCUCUAAAUAAUCAGCCAUUUCACUCUCACUCUCGACUCGAAUAGAGUUGUAUUCAUUUUAGACUCUAGCUAAUAGAGAAAAAAAUACUCUGAAUUUAAGAUUGACAGAACUAAAAUUUUCAAUGAAACAUAUUUAUCUUCUUCAACAGAAAUCGACGGUCAGUGAAGUGAUGUCUAUAUAUUUUACAGGAGUAGAUUGUUAUCAUAAUUUUAUUA
This is a messenger RNA of Vanessa atalanta (red admiral), 1968 nucleotides long. Its product is annotated as putative phosphatidate phosphatase. The coding region runs from base 275 to 1066 and encodes 263 amino acids. The record is from RefSeq and is a predicted model, not a curated record. The transcript has 6 exons. NCBI's taxonomy places the organism in Eukaryota, Metazoa, Arthropoda, Insecta, Lepidoptera, Nymphalidae. Gene Ontology annotation, molecular function: phosphatidate phosphatase activity. Gene Ontology annotation, biological process: phospholipid metabolic process; signal transduction; phospholipid dephosphorylation.